Molecule: messenger RNA, 513 nt
Organism: Cladophialophora bantiana CBS 173.52
Lineage: Eukaryota; Fungi; Ascomycota; Eurotiomycetes; Chaetothyriales; Herpotrichiellaceae
Exons: 3
Coding region: 1-513 (170 amino acids)
Biological process (GO): translation
Cellular component (GO): ribosome
Molecular function (GO): structural constituent of ribosome
Source: RefSeq, a predicted model, not a curated record
AUGGAAGCGUGGAUCUUGGCGCCAAGCCGGAACAUCAUCGGCACAGAAACUUCGCACACGGAUUUUCGUCAAAGCGAUCUGGUAGUCAACCGCCGAUUCAAGACAAGUAACGACUUCCUCGCCUUUAACCCAUUCCAUUGCCUAUUCAAUACCGUCGCAAUGGCAGGCGUUAGACUUCAAUAUCGCCGCCGAAACCCUUACAACACCUCCUCCAACAACGUCCGAGUCAUCAAGACCCCUGGUGGGAAACUUCGUCUCCUGCACAUCAAGAAGCGCGGCACAGCCCCCAAAUGCGGUGACUGCGGCAUCAAAUUACCAGGUGUCCCUGCCCUCCGGCCACGAGAGUAUGCCACCACUAGCAGACCCAAGAAGACUGUUCAGCGAGCAUACGGCGGCUCAAGAUGCGCCAACUGUGUACGGGAUCGGAUCGUCCGCGCUUUCUUGAUCGAGGAGCAGAAGAUUGUGAAGAAGGUGCUGAAGGAGACGCAAGAGAAGAAGACGGGGAAGAAAUAG